This is a messenger RNA of Coregonus sp. 'balchen', 15941 nucleotides long. The record is from the annotation of a GenBank genome assembly. Lineage: Eukaryota; Metazoa; Chordata; Actinopteri; Salmoniformes; Salmonidae.
GUGAUUGACGUGGACGGCUCCAACAGGAUGACCCUGCUGGAGGACAAGCUGCCUCACAUCUUUGGCUUCACGCUGCUGGGCGACUACAUCUACUGGACGGACUGGCAGAGGAGGAGCAUCGAGAGGGUCCACAAGACCAACGCCAUCCGAGAGAUCAUCAUUGAUCAGCUGCCUGAUCUCAUGGGACUCAAGGCCACCAGAGUCACUGAGGUCUCCGGUAAGAGAAAAAGGAAAUUAUGGCGUUUUAUUGUUAUUUGGAUGUACACAGCUGUAGUAGUGUAAGAAGUGUGUUUUGUAUAUAGGUAGUUCUGCAGUAGUAAGUAUGCAAUAAUUAUGAGUACUACUAGGGUAAAUGUUUUCUUAUAUAUGAUGUAUUCUCACAUCGAUUUCCACAACUGACAGCUGUAAGCAGAGAGUGAACAGUACCAGAUCUCCCGGUCUGCUGCAGAUAAACUGACCAUGUCUCUCUCUUUCCCUCUCUCCCUCAUAAAGGCACGAACGGCUGUGCGGAGGACAAUGGCGGCUGCAGCCACCUUUGUUUCCACCGGCCCCAGGGCCUGCGCUGUGCCUGUCCCAUGGGCCUAGAGCUCCUCAGUGACCUGAGGACGUGCGUGGUGCCCGAGGCUUUCCUGCUCUUCACCAACCGGGCUGACAUCCGUUCCAUCUCCCUCGGGACCAACUCUAACGACGUGGCCAUCCCCCUCACCGGGGUUAAGGAGGCCUCCGCCCUCGACUUUGACGUCUCCGAGAACAGGAUCUACUGGACUGACGUCAGCACCAAGGUGAGAAUGACUCCUUUUCUUUGUCAUUCUAUUCUAGUCAUUAUUCGUUUUAUGGUUUCCGAGUCUAAUUUUGGGGGUUUGUUUUCUGUCAUCUGGGUUGAUUUAGCCAUCAGGGGUGUUUUUAUUUAUUUAGGCUCUAGGCUUUUUUGGUUCAUAUUGAGCUCAGUGCCUGACUGUUGUACAAGUGUCUGACUCUACUCCCCUGUCCUCCCUCCCUCAGACCAUCAGCAGGGCCUUCAUGAACGGCAGCUCUGUAGAGCAUGUGAUUGAGUUUGGGCUGGACUACCCAGAAGGCAUGGCGGUAGACUGGAUGGGCAGGAACGUGUACUGGGCUGAUACAGGGACCAACCGUGUCGAGGUGGCCCGGCUGGAUGGACAGUACCGACAGGUCCUGGUGUGUAAGGACCUGGACAACCCUCGCUCCCUGGCCCUUAACCCUGCCAAUGGGUAAGACUGACUGGGAUCCAUCUCAUCUGCAUGACACAACUCACAGACCUGUCUGCCUGGUCCCAGAUCUGUUUCUUGCCAACUUUGAACGUGUGACAAUGACCAUAGGACCAAAGGCGGUACAAACGGAUCUGAAACCAGGCUAGGCUGACGUCAUCUGUUCACCAGUACCCAUAGAGAUGACUGACUGGCUAGGUGAAUCAUGAUUCUUUCCCUCUGAGUUUCUCAGGCAGGGAGUGUAGUGAGAGGUUGCAUCAGUGCCACAGCACUGCGGCUUUCAAGUUUUACGUUUUUGUCACUUGCACAAGUACAAUGAAAUGCCUUUCUUGCAAGCUCUUUCCCAACAAUGCAGUAAUCAAUAUCAGUGGUACUAAAAAAGUAAAGUAGAACCAAAAACACACGAGAAAUAGAAAUAAGAAGAACAUGAGAAAUUAAGUAAGCUAUAUACAGGGUCAGUUCAUGGACAGUGCCAAUACCUUAUUUACAAUGUGCAGGGAUACUGGAGCGGUAGGGUUAGAUAUGUAUAGGGGUAAGGUGACUAGGCAUCAGGAUAUAUGAUAAACAGAGUAGUAGUAGCAGUGUGUGUGUGUGUAGAGUCAGUAUGAAUUUGUGUGCGUGAGCAAAUUAAGUGUGUGUGUGUUGGAGUGUCAGUGUGUGAGUGAGUGUGUAUAGUCUUGUGAGUGGGCACAGAGUCAGUGCAAAAAUAAAAUAGAAGGGUCAAUGCAGAUAGUCUGUGUAGCCAUUUUGUUAGCAAUCUAAUAAUUUAGGAAUAGAGGCUGUUUAGGAGCCUGUUGGUGUCAGACUUGUUGCUCCGGUACCACUUGCCAUGCGGAAGCAGAGAGAAUAAUCUAUGGCUUGGGGGGCUGGGGUCUUUAGCAAUUUUCCGGGCCUUCGUUUCACUCCACCUGAUAUAGAGGUCCUGGAUGGCAGUUAGCUCUGCCCCAGUGAUGUACUGGGCUGUCCGUACCACCCUCUGUAGCGCCAUGAGAUAUAGGGCGGUGCAGUUGCCAUAACAAGCAGUGACUCAGCCAGUCAAGAUGCUCUCAAUGGUGCAGUUGUAUAACUUUUUGAGGAUCUGAGGGCCCAUGCUAAAUCUUUUCAACCUCCUUAGGGGGAAGAGGCGCUGUCGCGCCUUCUUCACGACUGUGUGCGGACCAUUUUAAGUCCUUAGUGAUUUGGACACCGAGGAACUUGAAGCUCUCGACCCGCUCCACUGCAGCCCCGUCAAUGCAGAUGGGGGCGUGCCCCCCCAGUUUAUUGUAGUCCACGAUCAGCUCCUUGGUCUUACUGACGUUGAGGGAGAGGUUGUUGUCCUGGCAGGUCACUGACCACCUCCUUCCUGUAGGCUGUCUCAUCGUCGCCGUUGAUAAUGCCUACCACCGUCAUGUCGUCAGCAAACUUGAUGAUGGUGUUGGAGUAGUGCGUGACCGCAGUCGUGGGUGAACAGGGAGUACAGUAGGGCACACACCCCUGUGGAGCCCCUGUGUUGAGGGUCAGCAUGGCGGAGGUGAUGUUGCCUACCCUCACCACCUGGGGGCGGCCCGUCAGGAAGUCCAGGAUCCAGUUGCAGACGGAGGCUUCUCCUCCAUGUGAGGAGUUGUUAGUCGAUACACGUUUGCCAACAUGCCACAGCUUUUGCAUGUCACUCUGCAGGUGAAGUCAUGUCCUGGAGCUGUCAAGAGUCAUGCUUGUGGCUUCUGAUGCAUUUUUACCACCUAGCUUUACCCCUCGGCAUUGUUUCCUCUCUCAUAUACAGAACUGGGUUGAGUUCUUCCACAGUGAUUGUCCCCAUAGUUGGGGCCGUGGCCAUUUACCAAUUUGCCAGUGCAUAUUGAAUUAGUUUGGGAAUGCAGACAUAGUCUUGGCUGGCAUCAAGUGUUUGGGGAUAUAUGGGCUCGUUCUACUGUGUUAAAAGCAGCUCUGUGUGUCUGUCCUCAGCUACAUGUACUGGACAGAGUGGGGAGGCAAGCCCAGGAUCGCCAGGGCCCAUAUGGACGGCAGCAACAUAGUGACCCUAGUGGACAAAGUGGGCAGAGCCAACGGCCUCACCAUCGACUACAUCGACCAGAGACUCUACUGGACCGACCUGGAUACCUGUAUGAUAGAGUCAACCAACAUGCAAGGUAAAGGCAUACAGUAGUCAAUCUAGUCUCCAACCUCUCUGCUGUUUAUGAUUGACGAUACAUGAUGAGCAUAAAACUCUGUCAUAUCGCUGUGGUUGACAGCAAUAUCAAUCUUCAUUAGCCCAGAUUGACAUUCUCCUUUUUCCCCCAUAUCUGCAAUAUUACUGUACAAAAAUAAGAUCAUAUUGCUGUGGUUAACAACAAUAUCCUGAUUUAGAUCUUCAAUAAUCCAUAUGUUGAUAAUCAGGUCUGCAGAGGGAGAUAGUGGCUGACGACCUCCCUCAUCCGUUUGGCCUGACCCAGUACCGGGACUACAUCUACUGGACAGACUGGAACCUGCGCAGCAUCGAGCGGGCCGACAAGCGCUCUGGGCUGAACCGCACCAUGGUCCAGGGACACCUGGAGUACGUCAUGGACAUUCUGGUCUUCCACUCCUCUCGCCAGGACGGUGCCAAUGACUGCUCCCAGAACAACGGCAACUGUGCCCACCUUUGCCUGGCGUCGCCAGCCGGCGCCCAGUGCCGCUGUGCCUCCCACUACAUCCUGGACUCCAACAGCAGGAACUGCAGCUGUGAGUAGAGAGACGACCAGGACCGGCGUGGGCAGGGGGUUGUUGGGUUUAUGUUUUUAGUUUGGUUCAGUGUUGUAUUUAGUGUGUUGGACCAGUCAUAGUUUAUUCUGUGUUGAGACAUAUGCACUAAUUUCCCGUGGGCAUUUUACUGUAAAUGUAAUCUCUCCGUUUUAAGAAUAGGGGAAUCAGUGUAUUUUUUUACAGCAUCUUUGCUCUACAAGGAUGUAUUGUAUAAAUAAACCCAGGUGUGUCUACAGCCCUUGGCCAUGCAAAACCUCAUAACACGUGUCUGUCUGAAUCAUACAAUGAGCUGACCUGAGACUUUCACUGAGGCCUGAUGUGGACACAAGUGUUAGAAAGGAGGUUGCUGUGCACAUAUCGCAGAUUGAGCAUUCCUCUGGUCUUGGCAUGGGAUGAAGGCCCUAUCUGUUUCUACAUUAGUCUGUGUUUCUUUCUCACUGUUGCAUACUUCCCUGGCCUCUGGGGACCACUGAUUACUGCAUUCUAGUAAGCUGAUUACAACAUCCUGAGUCAUGGAGAGGUUGGUAGGAGAAAGCGAGGGAGGGAGGGGGGGGCAGAGAGAGAGAGAGAGCGAGGGGGGUGGGGCAGAGAGUCAGCGAGAAGGGGAGAUGGAGAGAGAUUUGCAUGUUUGAAUUGGGCCUGUUGACCUCUGACAUCUCCCCUCCCUCCCUCCCUCCCUCCAGCCCCCUCUAGCUUCCUCCUGUUCAGCCAGAAGGCCUCAAUCAGCCGCAUGGUUCUGGGUGAGCAGAGCCCCGACAUCAUCCUUCCCAUCCACGUCCUCCGCAACGUCCGGGCCAUCAGCUACGACCCCCUGGACCACCUGGUCUACUGGGUGGACGGACGGCAGAACAUCAGGAGGGCCCGUGACGAUGGCACACAGGUGAGUCAUGAUGAUAAAGAGGACCACGUAUUUACCUGCUUUUACAUACACACUUGAGGUGCAUAUAGUAUAUUGUGUAUAUUACACAAUGCUUUUCAAUUACAUUCUAGUUUACAUGCAUAUAAAGUUGAGUGAGUUAUAGCACUUAAUUUAAUUGACAUCAGUACAGCCAUCAGGCACAAAUACAUUUGUUUGAACACUCGCAUAUCUUUUGUCGACAGAGUGAAUCCUUUCACAAUUAUUGGCCCUUUCUCUGAUUUAAUAUCUGUAUCUCCUUCAUCCUCUUCCAGUCAUCAGUGGUGGUGUCCACCACUUCCACCCACCAGCAGCAGCAAGACAAGCAGCCCCACGACCUGAGCCUGGACCCCUACAGCCGUACUGUCUACUGGACUUGUGAGGCCACCAAUACCAUCAACCUCCAGCGCCUGGACGGAGACGCCGUGGGCGUGGUGCUGCGAGAUGAACAUGACAAACCCAGAGCCAUCGUAGUCAACGCCGAAAAAGGGUGAGGAGGGGAGGGUUGUAUCAUGGAGGAGACUGUGUAUAAAACAAAGUGCUGCCUUGUUCAUACUGUUGCAGCACUUGAGGGAACUGUUUAUUUUGUGCAGAUGGAGGCAGACUGACUCAAUAACUGCAUUUAGGGAUGGCAACAUUUCUAUUUCAAAUCUUCCAGGCUCGGUUUUCAAAUCUACCCCGAAUGUGGUGGACUUGGGAAUGAAAAACAGAGGGAACUCACUCACUUGAAAGCUUUUGAAAAUAUACAGGACUUCCAAAAUAGUUCAGUGUCCCCUUAUGAAAUAUUUUCAAGCGCGCAAUGCCACUUGUAUGUGUGUAAAUAUAGUAGUUGGCUGGCGGGCAGAUCAGGGACUGGGUGUGGCACUCCUCCAAGCAGCAGAGUAAUUAGUGGGUGAUCAGGUGAUUAGUGAUAUGGUGUUGACAAUUUGACAAGGGAGGCUCUGUGGAACGGCGUUUAUUUUCCUUCGAUAGGUCAGGGAAGGAACCACAGCCCCAAGUAAGUACGAGGCUGAGAAUGUCAGGCCAUGUGUGCAGCAGAUGGUUGUGUUGACUGUUCUGCCUGCACUCCUUUCUCCUCUCCAGUGGUGCAGUAGGAUGGUCAAGGCCAUAGGUCAGAUCCUGGCAGGCUGCACUGGAAUUGUGAUGCUCAUUGUUGAUGUGGCCGCCCUACAUAUUACGUUCUAUUUGGGGCUCUCCUUUGUGGUUUGGCCUGGAUGUGGCAUAGGUGACUUCUCUCAUAGGAGGAGUAAACUAAUCAACAUGAGACCUGUUGUUUAUAAUCCCAAGGAUUGAGGCCAACAAUCUCAAAUGGAAUAUUGUUGGCAAUCAGCUUGACAAUUUUGAUAAUUUGACAUGGUCUUGUAAUUGUUUUUAUCUGAUUUGAAAGUUGCAUUUAGUUGCUUGUCUCUCCAUGGGCCUUGAAAGCACUAGAUAGACAUUGAAGAUGUUUGGCCGAGCUCAGUACAGACAUUCUCAAAGGUUACAGGCAGGUUGAGGAUCUGGCAGGGUUCAUUUGUUUUUUCCCCCUUUCCCUUGAAGUGACCGCUUCUAGAUUUACUCAAAGCAUUAUAUUAUUACAUUAAUACUUCAACUGAUUACACUCAGACUGAUAUUUAAAAAAAAAUUGUCCCCUUUUCACUUGAAGAGGCAGAACCAAACUGAAGAAGCAGAACCAAAUUACAAACAGAUGAGCGUUUGCGCAAUAUAAUUUCUUCCUUCGUCUUCUCCGUCUAAACAAGUGUUAAGGGAGGGUCUUAUCAGAGCUGAUAGAAGCUGGCGUGAGACAUAACAAACAGGGGAAGGCCCACACAGCCAGACAAUAGCUUCUACCCCUCCAGGCUCUGAGAGAGAGGCCAACUGAACAGCCCUGUGCUCUAGUCUACACCCAGCACAGUGCAAUAAAGGCUGCCCUGCCCACCCAUCAUAACACAUACCUCAACUGUUAUUUAUCUCCCAUCUAUCAGUAAAUCUCUCUGGCUGAUUUCCAUGUUGUAGUGUGAUAAUAUAUCUGUCAAGGUUGACUAAUGUCUAAAAUCCUGUACACAGUUGUUGGUUUAAGGUUUGGGCAGCAACUGUUCAAACGUCUGGCAGUAUGCUUUUUUUGGUUGUUUUGUUUUCUUACCUCUGACCGGCUCCAUCCCCAUCUCUCCUGUAGGUAUAUGUAUUUCACCACCAUGCAGGAUCGCUCUGCUAAGAUCGAAGGAGCGUCUCUGGAUGGGACGGAGCGGGAGUCUUUGUUUACCACGGGUCUGAUCCGGCCUGUAGCCCUGGCCCUGGACAACAAGCUGGGGAAACUCUUCUGGGUGGACGCUGACUUGAAACGCAUUGAGAGCAGUGACCUCACUGGUGAGUCCCAAUGCUAAAGAAGUGUGGACAGCCAUUCUAGAUCCAGAUCAUCAGCACUCAUAAACACUGCUGAUCAUCUGAAAAGCUGUUGUUGCUAUGGUUUUCAUCAGUUUUGACAGCAUUUAUGUACAUCUCUCAUUCUCAAUUGUAUACAGCAGUAUUGCAGAAAAUGACACAAUGUUCCUCGAGUCCAAACACAGUUUGUGGUCUAAAAUCGCCUGCCCAUCUUCCGAAAACGUCUGAAACCCUACUUCUUCAAAGAGUAUCUUAACACUAGAAAAGCCUGGCCUCUUUGGACCCCCUUCAGGCCAAUGAGGAGUCAUUUUGACUCAACAUUCUAACAGCCUAAGGAAUACAUUUCAUGUAUGCUAUCGGGAAAAUAAUACUUUGGUUGUGUUUAUUAAGAACACAAUAGCAUUUUUAUUAGUUUAUGUUACUCUAGGCUAUCUGUGGCGUGCAUGGAAUAGUGAUAUUUUUAAAUAGAGCUAACCUCUACAAUCUUAAGAGUUAUUUGGCAAUGGUAAGUGUUUUAGAAACAUCAGAAUCUUCUUUUUAUGAUACUAUAUAUAAAUCUAAAGUCUUGCCUUCCUGUGACACUGUACGAUGAUUUGAAAAAGUCACUUUCUGGCGCAAAACUUAACUGCUUUUAACAAAGAUUAUUAGUGAUAUCAAAAUUCGAACAUACAGUGAGGGAAAACAGUAUUUGAUCCCCUGCUGAUUUUGUACGUUUGCCCACUGACAAAGAAAUUAUCAGUCUAUAAUUGUAAUGGUAGGUUUAUUUUAACAGUGAGAGACAGAAUAACAACAACAAAAUCCAGAAAAACGCAUGUCAAAAACGUUAUAAAUUGAUUCACAUUUUAAUGAGGGAAAUAAGUAUUUGACCCCCUCUCAAUCAGAAAGAUUUCUGGCUCCCAGGUGUCUUUUAUACAGGUAACGAGCUGAGAUUAGGAGCACACUCUUAAAGGGAGUGCUCCUAAUCUCAGUUUGUGACCUGUAUAAAAGACUCCUAUCCACAGAAGCAAUCAAUCAAUCAGAUUCCAAACUCUCCACCAUGGCCAAGACCAAAGAGCUCUCCAAGGAUGUCAGGGCCAAGAUUGUAGACCUACACAAGGCUGGAAUGGGCUACAAGACCAUCGCCAAGCAGCUUGGUGAGAAGGUGACAACAGUUGGUGCGAUUAUUCGCAAAUGGAAGAAACACAAAAUAACUGUCAAUCUCCCUCGGCCUGGGGCUCCAUGCAAGAUCUCACCUCGUGGAGUUGCAAUGAUCAUGAGAACGGUGAGGAAUCAGCCCAGAACUACACGGGAGGAUCUUGUCAAUGAUCUCAAGGCAGCUGGGACCAUAGUCACCAAGAAAACAAUUGGUAACACACUACGCCGUGAAGGACUGAAAUCCUGCAGCGCCCGCAAGGUCCCCCUGCUCAAGAAAGCACAUAUACAUGCCCGUUGAAGUUUACCAAUGAAAAUCUGAAUGAUUCAGAGGAGAACUGGGUGAAAGUGUUGUGGUCAGAUAAGACCAAAAUGGAGAUCUUUGACAUCAACUCAACUCGCCGUGUUUGGAGGAGGAGGAAUGCUGCCUAUGACCCCAAGAACACCAUCCCCACCGUCAAACAUGGAGGUGGAAACAUUAUGCUUUGGGGGUGUUUUUCUGCUAAGGGGACAGGACAACUUCACUGCAUCAAAGGGACGAUGGACGGGGCCAUGUACCGUCAAAUCUUGGGUGGGAACCUCCUUCCCUCAGCCAGGGCAUUGAAAAUGGGUCGUGGAUGGGUAUUCCAGCAUGACAAUGACCCAAAACACACGGUCAAGGCAACAAAGGAGUGGCUCAAGAAGAAGCACAUUACGGUCCUGGAGUGGCCUAGCCAGUCUCCAGACCUUAAUCCCAUAGAAAAUCUGUGGAGGGAGCUGAAGGUUCGAGUUGCCAAACAUCAGCCUCGAAAUCUUAAUGACUUGGAGAAGAUCUGCAAAGAGGAGUGGAACAAAAUCCUUCCUGAGAUGUGUGCAAACCUGGUGGCCAACUACAAGAAACGUCUGACCUCUGUGAUUGCCAACAAGGGUUUUGCCACCAAGUACUAAGUCAUGUUUUGCAGAGGGGUCAAAUACUUAUUUCCCUCAUUAAAAUGCAAAUCAAUUUAUAACAUUUUUGACAUGCGUUUUUAUGGAUUUUUUUGUUGUUAUUCUGUCUCUCACUGUUCAAAUAAACCUACCAUUAGAAUUACAGACUGAUCACUGUCUUUGUCAGUGGGCAAACAUACAAAAUCAGCAGGGGAUCAAAUACUUUUUUCCCUCACUGUACACUGAGUGUACAAAACAUCAGGAACACCUGCUCUUUCCAUGAUAAAGACUGACCAGGUGAAUCCAGGAGAAAGUUAUGAAUUCUUAUUGAUAAAUCCACUUCAAUCAAUGUAGAUGAAGGGGAAGAGACCGGUUAAAGAAGGAGUUUUAAGCCUUGAGACAAUUGAGACAUGGAUUGUGUAUGUGUGCCAUUUGCAGGGUGAAUGGGCAAGACAAAAUAAUUAAGUGCCUUUGAACGGGGUAUGGUAGUAGGUGCCAGGUGCAUCAGUUUGAACUGCAACGCUGCUGUGUUUUUCACGCUCAACACUAACCUGUGUGUAUUAACAAUGGUCCAUCAUCCAAAGUACAUCCAACCAACUUGACACAACUGUGGGAAGCAUUGGAGUCAACAUGGACCAGCAUCCCUGUGGAACGCUUUCGACACCUUGUAGAGUCCAUGCCCCAACAAAUUGAGGUUCUGAGUGCAAAAGGGGGUGCAACUCAAUAUUGGGAAGGUGUUCCUAAUAUUUUGUACUCUCAGUGUACGUGUGUUAAAUAGACUUAUUUAGGAAAAGUCCAGAACGGAGGGGGGCAUGACUUUAAAAUGGCAGAGAAAUGUCAAUUUCAGUUCAUAUUGGGUCAAGAUUAUCCCCUUGGCCUUUCUAGUGUUAAAUAAAUCCCACGGCCUCUGAAGUCUGGACUGGAUAGGAACAAGACAGCAUCCAGACUGAUUUCUCCAGGCCAUUUAUGCACCAUCAAAGACUGUAGAGUUAUGAAAGACAGUAUCUUUACUUUGGCAGACCAUGUUUAGUAAGAGUUAUUGAAUAUUAGUCAAACAAUCUUGUUUUAGUGAUGGUGUCUAAAGUUAUUACCUAUAUUUUCUAUGAUAAAGUUUAGAACUUCUGAAGGAAGACCUAAGGGUCUGAAAGUAAAUGCAUUUGGGAGGAUUCACUGUCUGAUGUGUGGUAUAGGAUAUCUAUUGUUUGGUGUAUACUACCCUUGUUCUGAGGUCAUUCCUCUUCCUCCUCCCAGGAGCCAAUCGGAUCGUCCUCCAGGAUUCUAACAUCCUGCAGCCCAUGGGUCUGACAGUGCUGGGGGAGCACCUGUACUGGAUCGACAGACAGCAGCAGAUGAUCGAGAGGGUGGACAAGCUGAUUGGGGAGAAGAGGACCCGCAUCCAGGGCCGCAUCGCCUACCUCACCAGCAUCCACGCUGUGGAAGACAUGGACCCUACAGAGUUUGGUAAGGCACCUGGAGGAGCCUUUGUUUAGCCACUUCCUAUUGCCUCAGCUGAUACCAAUCCUUUUGGAAAACAUAAAUGUGUGAUGUAGUGCUUUACUACAACAGAGUUCCGUUACUCUCUCCAGUGGCAAACGCUAACUGUCCACGUCUUCUCCUUCCUCUCCCCCACAGCUUCUCAUCCCUGUUCCCGUGACAACGGAGGCUGCUCACACAUCUGCAUCGCCAAAGGAGACGGGACACCUCGCUGCUCCUGUCCCAUGCACCUGGUCCUGCUGCCCAACCUGCUCAUCUGUGGAGGUACAGCUGCUGCUUUAACACAUUCAAUAAUGAUGUGUGUGAUACACAAUAAGUGAAGUAUAACACCAAGCAUUGGCUCUGAAUCUAAACUCCUCUCCUCUCCUCCCCUCUCCCACCUCAGAACCACCCACCUGUUCCACAGAGCAGUUCACCUGUGCCACGGGGGACAUUGACUGCAUCCCCAUGGCAUGGCGCUGUGACGGCUUCGCUGAGUGUGAUGACAACAGUGACGAGGAAAACUGCCCCGUGUGCUCGGCAAUCCAGUUCCAGUGUGACAAGGGCCAGUGUGUGGAUGCUCAGCUACGCUGCAACGGAGAGCCAGACUGCGCAGACAACUCCGAUGAACUGGACUGUGAGAGUACGUUCACUCAACUCAGACUUUGUGCACAAUAUUGACACUGUUCCAGUUCAGUAAACAUACACCAAUGUCGUAGGGAUUAAAGGCCUUGUUUUGAAGAUUGCUCAUUUAAGAAAUGCUAGCGGCCAUGACUAAAGACAAAAGAGUUAUCUUGGGGAUGUGGGUGGUGUUAUGUUCCCAUAUCAUACCCUGGCAUGUACUGUUGUUUGUCCCUCCUGAGUCACCGUAGCAACAACAGCCACUUCCUCGAAGUAGGCACUUUCUGAAAAUAGGCUGAAUUAAUCUAAGAUAAAUCAAUAAAUCUGUAAUUAAUUUAGACAUUUUUGCUAAGUCAUGCAAUUUUACAUCAAGCUAAGGUGUUUGGUGCAGUGUUUCUCAAGUACAAAAAUGUGCAUGGCUAACUAGCCGGUGGGUUUUGGAAUAUUGGCAAGUUGCAGUUGGGAUACAGAUGCGCUUUGAUCGUCUCAAUUCUCAUUUUGCCCCAAAAAGUGGCAGGCUUGAGUGAUUGACACUAUCAAACACAUCAGCAAGUGGCCACUCCAUAAAGGGCUUAGGGCCAAGGGUUAUUUCAACAUAACAUUGGCGACGUGUUGUCUUAUGUAAACAAGUCUGAGAAGCUGCGUAAUGGGCAGGUCUGUCUCACUGUCUUGAGGUUCUGGCUGCUAUGGUUGGAUAGAGCGCACAGCUGAUGGAUGCAAUCAGCACAGCUGCUUCUCUCGUGUUAGUGGGCACUGGGCAAAUGGGAAUGAUCGUAAUAAUACCCAACCCUCCAGUAAGUCGUGACGAACUCACUUACAAAACUCAGUUUUGGACAAGACUGACUUUAUGACCAAAAUUAUCCUAUUUACACUUUGUGGUUAAUUUUUACACUAGAAUAAAUGUUUCUGCCUCAUAUCGAUGCCACAUAGGCCGUUUAAAUUCAGAGAAGUUGAUUCUAAGGGGCAGUUGACCUUUAAUACUAGGAGAUUGUACUAUCACCACCACCAGCAACCUUGUUUGUAUUGAUUUGAUGAUAAGCCAUGCCAAGUCUUGUAACGAGGACUUUGCUCUGUCUCCUCCCCUCAGCCAUAUGCCUGCCCAACCAGUUCCGCUGCAACAACAACCAGUGCAUCCUGAAGAAACAGCAGUGUGACUCCUACAAUGACUGUGCUGACAACUCUGACGAGCUCUUCUGUGGUGUGUUUAACUUCACUCCGGCACUGUUGAGAAAAUCAAAGGGAGUUCAGAAUCGUCAGUUCAGAAUUUACACAUACCUAUAUUUGUCAUUUAUUUUCCAGGAAGGAGAAACCAGUCAAUCCAUCUAUAAUACCAUUUUGAUUUAACUGACUAUUCAUACUUGACAGCAGUCUGUUAAAUCUGUUGUAAUGUCUUUGCCCGUCUUGUAGAAUUCCUCACUCCCUCGUCAAGCGACGUUCACUCACCAUCUCACACCAGCACCAUCGGCCCAGUCAUUGGCAUCAUCCUGUCAGUCUUUGUGAUGGGAGGGAUGUACUUUGUGUGCCAGCGGGUGGUGUGCCGUCGCUACAAGGGUCCCAACGGAGCCUUCCCCCACGAGUACAUCAGUGGCACCCCUCACGUACCCCUCAACUUCAUCGCCCCCAACAGUUCACAGCACGGAACCUUCACAGGUAAAGAAGGUUGGCUAUUACACAACACUGAAAACUGCAGGUCAAUUGGAUGAGUGUAUAGAUAUAUGGCCUGUACUAUAACAGGAUAGCAUUUACAUGCUGAAGCAGGUAGUUGUUCUCUCUGACUGUAUUUGACUGUGUUUUGUUGUGUUGCUUAGGUAUCUCGUGUGGGAAGUCUAUGAUGAGUUCUGUCAGUCUGAUGGGGAGCAGCUGUAGUGGGGCGCCGCUCUACGACAGGAACCAUGUGACAGGGGCCUCCUCCAGCAGCUCCUCCAGCACCAAGGGAGCCUUCUAUCCACAGGUAUGAACCCAACUUCUCUGCCCUCUCUUUGACCUACACGUAGGAACCCAACACCUCUGUCCUCUCAGAGGUGUCUCUCAUACGUUAUUUCUAAACUGGGGGGGGGGGAAUGUAAAUGUUCUCCUGUUUGAACUUUACUGGACACUGUGGAUGAUCUUAAAAAAUAAGUUUGUAAUUGAAUGGGUAAGGAUUUGUAUUUUAUUUUCUGUAUUUGCAGAUGCUCAACCCGCCUCCCUCUCCAGCCACGGAUCGCUCCCUGUAUAAUGCAGAGAUCUUCUACUCCUCUAACAGUCCCUCCACCACCAGGUCUUACAGGUAAGAGAUGCGGCACACUUGAUCAGUUUCUCUCUUUUGUAUUAUGCAACAGUCAGCUUGAUGUAAAUUGGCACCUCUUUGCUGUUGUGAAAUAAAACAAUUGUCUUUUCUCUCCUCCAUUCUUGCUCCUGAAAGACCUUAUCUAAUGCGUGGUGUGGCGCCCCCCACCACCCCCUGCAGCACUGACGUCUGUGACAGCGACUACACCACAAGUCGUUGGAAGAGCAACAAGUACUACAUGGACCUAAACUCAGACUCUGACCCCUACCCUCCUCCCCCCACUCCCCGGAGCCAGUACCUAUCAGCAGAGGAGAGCUGCCCCCCUUCUCCAUCCACAGAGCGCAGUUACUUCCACCUCUGUCCCCCGCCCCCCUCACCCUGCACUGACUCCUCAUGACACCCGGGGAAAUAGCCAUGUCUGUAAAUAAUUUUAAAUAUAAACAAAUGAGAAUUAUAUUUUAUUCAUUUCCACUGAUUGCCAUGGGUUAAAGUGGGGAUGGGGGUAGGGAUGGAAUAGGGCCAGAUCAAGUGUGAAAUUGUUGUACAGUGAAUUGUGUCACUUGUCUUUAUAUUUCAUGUUUCCCACCCUCGUUUCAGAUGGAGUAUCCUCCUAAUUAGAGAAGACUUUCAAUUUGACUAUUCUAUUGGCCUUUGACAAUUCCUUGUUUUUUCAGCAAAGUACUUUAGAACUUCCUUCAAACAACAGAUACCAAUUUACGGUGAAAUUUGAACAAGAAGUCACCAAUAUUGGUUUGAGAAAAUACUCCAUUCGCAAAUAUUACACUGUGGCCAGCCACAUGACCAUUAAAAAUACCAAAAUAAUUUCAAACAGAAUAAAAAUGUGUAAAUGUUUGUAAUUAAGUAAAUAAUUAAUUUUUCACAACAGCCAUGAAAUGUUCUUAUUAAUGAUUUUCUUUGUGAAUUUGAAAUGGUUCUGAGCAUAUCUUUGUUUGUUUUGGAGUUUACCAAAAAUGUGUUUGCUGCUACUGUACAUAUAUACUUUACUCUGAAUUAUGAAAACACUUUAAAAAAGAAAGCACCCAAUAAAACAAUUACAAUUUGACAAUAGAUCAUGAAGCUAUUUUACUGUUUGAAAUGUUUGAAUUAUUCAUAUAGUAAUAUUGUCCUUUUGUUGUUGUUGUGUAGAACAGUAUGUAUACAUGUUUAUGUGAAAUUGUGUUAAUUGUUUUGAAGGAGUCUGUAUGGAAUAACUCAUAAGAGCAGCUUCAUCAUUGAUGCAGUUGUCAACCAGAAAUGACUAGGUUUGGCACAACCUUUUAACUCUAUCAUGAAAAUGAUAUGCAAUGUCCAUGUGCUCUAAUUCCAUGUGACAUUCUAGACUGACUAUUCCCAUUUAUUGAAACAAUAACAAUACUGUUGGUAUUUCAGCUUUUGUCAAUGAGACAAAUGUCUUCGUAGUUUUUUGUAAAAAAGCUAUUCCAUCAUCUUCUCUAAACAAUGUUUGAAAAACUGUGGAUGAUUCAAUUGUAGUGAAACCCUCACUAUCCUCACAUUAUACCUUUCAACUUAACUAUAGAUUGAAUUUCCUCAGAGUGGUGAAUAUCAUGCACCUGUAAAAUCAUUGCUCCAUUAUAUUGUUUCGCUUUGAAGAUUGUCAAUGCAAGCUGUCAAUGUUGCCAAAUUGAGCACUUACUUAAAAAUGAACUAUCCAACCAGUUAUGAAAUGUGAAUCUAAAAUUACGUAUAGAGGGAAAUGUAUAUUGAAUUCAUACCUCUCUUGUGCUUCUUUUCUGAGCUUUUUCUCAGCCAUUUGUAUAUUUGUUUAUAGGCAAUUAACCAUGGUGCUGACAAGUGAAAUGAAAGAAUUUUCAUUAUUAAUGGUAUGAUAAAAAAUGUCAGUCAGGCUUCCAUCUGUAUGUUGAACACCUCUGGCUUCUAGCGGAGAGGUUGUACAGGUUCCUCAGACCUCCACAACACAACCUGCUGCCCUGCCCAUUUCAAACCAUGUCCUUACUGGAUAGGGGCAACUACAGCUAUACUUCAUUGUGCCACUAUAGAUGCUCCCCAAACAAACUGUGUUUUGUGUUUAAAUACCUUGUAAUUUACACUUGUGACAAUUUUUGUAUCAAAAUCAUUUUUAUAUAAUAAAGGUUAUAUUUUAAGGAAUAUUUGUGCCUAAUCUUUUAAAUUAGUGUUUUUUAUAUGUAUAUAGUCCCAUGAAAUGUGAUUAAUUUCCAUUACAUGGAAAAGGAUUUUGGUGAUCCAAAUGGAGCUCACAUUUUCUAUUGCGAUACUACUAACUGCACUGGUUAUGUGAAUGAAUCAUAGCUAAAUGCUGUCACCAUGUGGACAAACGUUGGAACGUCAUCCUUAUCUAUUUUUC